AAAUCCAUGUUUGUAAUAUACAGGACGCAACCCGCUCCCAAUGGGCGUAAUCUAGACAAGUGUCUGGUUAUUUUCACCCGCGAUUAAUAAUCAUCGCGGAAAGUGUGUAAAUAGCAUCGGCUAGUGCGCAUUUCUGACACAUAACAGCCAACUACGUGUGCUUGGAACUCCGUUCAGCUAAAACAUUCGGAAAAUUCUGAGGAUUCGAAUUAUGGAGUGGACAAUCAGUGUUUUUAUCAGUGUCUUUUUGAUACUUUUCACAGCGGAAAAUAGUCAGGCAUUUACAAAUGUUUAUCCGAAAAUGAAGGGCUACCCUUUGAGGGCUAGCGAAGAUGUUGGAAAUCCAUUGUUUCUUACACCUUACAUUGAAAGUGGAAAAAUUAAUGAGGCGAGAAAAAUCGCUGCUGUGCAGCAUAAACAGAUGGCUGAUGUUCAAAGUUAUUCGGGAUAUUUGACUGUUGAUAAGAAAUUUAAUUCCAAUAUGUUCUUCUGGUUCUUCCCAGCUGAGAUGAAUCCGAAAACUGCUCCAGUAGUCCUCUGGCUGCAGGGCGGUCCAGGAGCAACUUCCCUUUUCGGACUUUUCACUGAGAACGGUCCAUUCAUCGUAACCAAGAAUAAAACCCUGGCUAAGCGCGAAUUCCGCUGGAGCCAGAAUCACCAUGUCCUGUACAUAGAUAACCCAGUGGGCACCGGCUACAGCUUCACGGAGCACUCCGAAGGGUACGCCAAUAACGAGACCCAAGUUGGGGAGAACUUGCACAGAGCUUUGGUGCAAUUCUUCCAGCUCUUCCCAGAGCUUCAGAAGAAUGAUUUCUUUGUUACUGGCGAAUCCUAUGCUGGAAAGUACGUGCCAGCAGUGUCGUAUGCUAUUCACACGAAGAAAUCUACCUCCCCGGUGAAGAUCAACUUGAAGGGUCUAGCUAUUGGCAAUGGAUUGACCGAUCCGAUCAAUCAGCUUAACUAUGGGGAUUAUCUUUAUCAACUCGGCCUGAUUGAUUUUAAUGGGCUUGAGCUGUUCCACGCAUAUCAAAAACGGGGAAUGGACUUCAUCAAUCAGAGCAAAUACGACGAAGCCUUUCAAGUAUUCAAUGAGAUGAUCGAUGGCGAUCUGAACUCAGGCCCCAGUCUCUUCGAGAAUUUGACUGGUUUCAAUUUCUAUUUCAAUUAUCUCAAGACUCAUGAUAGUGAGGAAGCUGACUGGAUUUCGGAGUGGAUUCAGAUGCCGGACGUCAGGAAAGCCAUUCACGUGGGCAACUGCAGCUUUCAGUUCGAAGCCAACGAGGUCGAGAAUCAUCUGAAGAAUGACAUCACCAGGUCAGAGGCUGACAAAGUCGCUAUUCUUGCCGAGCAUUAUCGGGUUUUGAUUUAUAAUGGACAGCUGGAUAUUAUUGUUGCUUAUCCACUGACUGAAAAUUACCUGAGGAACCUUAAGUGGGUUGGGGCGGAGGCUUACAAAAAGGCCGUGAGGAAAACGUGGAUGGUCGAUGGGGAGAUUGCUGGCUACGUAAAGACUGUGGGGAACUUGAGUGAGGUUCUGGUGAGAAAUGCUGGGCAUAUGGUACCUGCCGAUCAACCCAAGUGGGCCUAUGAUCUAAUCAGUAGAUUUACGCACGGAAAAAAAAUCGAGAGUUUCAACUUGUCCAGAGAUUUUAAACAAAAUGUGAACAUUCCAAAGUCACUAUGGCCAGGGAAGACCACACGUACUCAAGAUUAAUUUUUUUUCCAACUGAGAGACGACAUUAUUCUCUGUCCGAUAAUAACAAAAAUUUCUACGUAUCUUUAUCUUACCAACGGAAUAUUUUGCCAUCCAAAUCAUGCUCUCUACGAACAUGGUAUUCUAUUGGUCGACAUUAAUUUCCCAAAACUCAUAAUACAGUAAGUAUAGCUCAAUUCCAAUGAUUUGAAAAUAUUUUUCAUACCUCAAGAAAGCUCGUUAUUAGCCAUAUUUUAUACUACAGAAUUUUGGGAGAAUAAAAGAUUAAUUAAGGGA
Messenger RNA from Diachasmimorpha longicaudata, 1990 nucleotides. RefSeq names its product venom serine carboxypeptidase-like. The transcript has 3 exons. The record is from RefSeq and is a predicted model, not a curated record. NCBI's taxonomy places the organism in Eukaryota, Metazoa, Arthropoda, Insecta, Hymenoptera, Braconidae. Gene Ontology annotation, biological process: proteolysis. Gene Ontology annotation, molecular function: protein binding; serine-type carboxypeptidase activity. The coding region runs from base 212 to 1714 and encodes 500 amino acids.